AUGGUGGGACCAGUGGCUGUUCUCCUUCUGUUCCUGCUGCACGGCUCUCUGACAGAACAUGUUUUUCUUGACAGCCAGCGGGCUUCAGAGGUUCUGAUCCGAAUGCGACGAGCCAACCAGAUGUUUGAGGAGCUGAAAAGAGGGAACCUGGAGAGAGAAUGCGUGGAGGAAAUCUGUGACCAUGAAGAGGCCCGAGAGGUGUUCGAACAGACAGACAAAACAGAAGACUUCUGGCAGAAAUAUCAGGACUGCAAAGGAACAACACUGGUACGAACACAAUCCAAUAUCAACUUGGUCCAAGAUUGUAUAAAAGGUACCUGUAUUUCCGGCAAAGGACUCAACUAUGAGGGAAACAUCCAUGUAACUAAAUCUGGUCGGCUCUGUCAAAAAUGGAGUCAAGGCUUCCCACAUCCCAUAAUAAGGGAGUUUAACGCUUCAGAACCAGACAGCAUCCUAAAGGAGAACUACUGUCGGAAUCCAGACGGUCGAGACGAAGGACCCUGGUGUUUCACUCAGGACCCAACAGUCCCAAAGGAGACCUGCAGGGUUCCAAUAUGUGGGGAACACUUUGUUCCACCCACUGCGGCCCCUGCACCAAAAAGGACGGAUGAGUGUGUAAUGGAUGAUGGCGUAGAGUACAUUGGCGACCUGGCUGUCACCCUGGGGGGCCACACGUGCCUGCAAUGGUCCCUGCCGGAAGUCAAGAAGCUGAGCCAGGGCAAGGAGUUUUUACCUGAAGUCAGUCUCGAGGGCAACAAAUGUCGUAACCCGGACGACGACCCAGAGGGCCCAUGGUGCUAUGUGCAGCAAUCUGGGAAUGUGACACUGGAUUACUGCAACAUCCAUCUUUGUGAAGAGCAGCUAAUUGAUUCCGAAUUGCCGGUAGAGUCAGCCGGCCGCGAGCGGUCAGUCCAUGCACCCGCAAAAAAGGCAUUUUUUAACCCUCGCACCUUUGGACAAGGGGAGACUGUGUGUGGAGAGCGGCCCCUGUUUGAAAAGCUGAACAAGGAGGAUGUCACCGAGAAGGAGCUCCUCGAGUCAUAUCGACAACAGCGCAUAGUUGGGGGCACCGACGCCGAGGUGGCCUCUGCGCCAUGGCAGGUGAUGCUAUACAAACGAAGCCCACAGGAGUUACUGUGCGGCGCCAGCCUUAUCAGCAACCAGUGGAUUCUCACAGCCGCCCACUGCAUCCUGUAUCCACCCUGGAACAAGAACUUCACCACCACUGACAUCUUGGUGCGCCUGGGAAAACACAACAGGGCCAAGUUUGAACACAACAUUGAGAAGAUCGUGGCGAUUGACAAAAUCAUUGUCCACUCAAAGUACGACUGGAAGGUGAAUCUGAACCGAGACAUCGCACUACUGCACAUGAGGCGGCCGAUUGUCUUCACCGACCAGAUCCACCCCGUCUGCCUCCCCAACAAGAGGGUGGCCAAAUUACUGAUGAAUGCAGAAUUCAAAGGUCGAGUGACCGGCUGGGGAAACCUAAAGGAAUCCUGGGGCUCGUCUGGGAGAGCUUUACCUUCAGUUCUUCAGCAAAUCCAUCUGCCCAUCGCAGAUCAGAGAACCUGCAAAAGCUCCACCUCUAUCAGGAUCACCGACAACAUGUUCUGCGCUGGAUAUAAACCUGAAGACACAGAGCGAGGUGACGCCUGCGAGGGGGACAGUGGUGGACCAUUUGUGAUGAAGCAUCCAACAGAGAACCGCUGGUACCAGAUUGGCAUCGUGUCAUGGGGUGAAGGCUGCGACCGUGAUGGGAAGUACGGCUUCUUCACGCAUGUUUUCAGGAUGAGCAAGUGGAUGAGGAAAGUCAUUGAGAAAUCUGAUAACGAUGAAUAG
Phycodurus eques (leafy seadragon) is the source of this 1839-nucleotide messenger RNA. RefSeq names its product coagulation factor II (thrombin) (gene f2). Bases 1 to 1839 code for a protein of 612 amino acids. Gene Ontology annotation, biological process: blood coagulation; platelet activation; proteolysis. Gene Ontology annotation, cellular component: extracellular region. The record is from RefSeq and is a predicted model, not a curated record. Gene Ontology annotation, molecular function: serine-type endopeptidase activity; calcium ion binding. Lineage: Eukaryota; Metazoa; Chordata; Actinopteri; Syngnathiformes; Syngnathidae. The transcript has 15 exons.